AUGAGGUGUGUGUGGGCUGCACUCUGUGGGAUUGUACUGCUAACGCAGGUUAUUAUAACCAAUUCACAAACCUCAGAUUCACCCGUUGGGGACUGUUCUCAGUUUGACUCGUGCAAUGGCUGCAUCAGCGGAGACCCGGCCCUCAACCUGACACGAUGUGUGUGGCAAAGUUGUAAUGACGGAAAUGACACAAGAUGCAUGUCUGACACUGAAGAUUUUGGGGGCUGCUCUGCCUACAAUGAGACCGGCAUGUGCCAAGAUGGUGGGUCCGCUGAUGGUGGUGGCAAAGAUACAACCCCUGAUUUCUCUCAAGCAUCAUUUGACCUGUCCAGCUUCAUUGGAGGAAUCAUCCUAGUGUUGGUGCUGCAGGCUGGGGCUUUUUUUGCCAUGCGGUUCCUCAAAACGAAAGACAGCUCUUAUGAAACUAUUGAUCAACCUCAGUGA
Molecule: messenger RNA, 444 nt
Organism: Sinocyclocheilus anshuiensis
Lineage: Eukaryota; Metazoa; Chordata; Actinopteri; Cypriniformes; Cyprinidae
Gene: cd164l2
Product: CD164 sialomucin-like 2
Exons: 6
Coding region: 1-444 (147 amino acids)
Cellular component (GO): cytoplasmic vesicle
Source: RefSeq, a predicted model, not a curated record